Molecule: messenger RNA, 757 nt
Organism: Lactuca virosa
Lineage: Eukaryota; Viridiplantae; Streptophyta; Magnoliopsida; Asterales; Asteraceae
Source: the annotation of a GenBank genome assembly
GAAAAACUUAGAGGUGUUUCCCAACAUAAGAAAUAUAUAUAAAGGGGUAGUUCGCUAAAACUUAGUCCCAAACUAUAAGCCUUUGGUUCCACCAAGUCUUUCAGUGAGUGUUUGUGAGGUAUACUUAAUGGCAAGGAUGUCUGAUCCUCUUGUGAUAGGGAGGGUGGUAGGGGAUGUAGUGGACAAUUUCAGUCCAUGUGUGGAGAUGUCUGUAACGUACAACUCAUCAAAGCAAGUGUACAACGGGCAUGAGCUGUUUCCUUCAUCUGUCACAGCCAAACCUAAGGUUGAUGUUCGUGGUAGUGACAUGAGAUCUUUCUUUACACUGAUUAUGACAGACCCAGAUGUUCCUGGUCCUAGUGAUCCAUAUCUCAGAGAGCACUUGCACUGCUUGUGAUAAAGAUUGGGGUGGGUUCAAGAAUCAAGUUUCUCUGUGAAUCAGGACUGAAACUGAAAGGUUAAUGAAUUAAAACUUUCUAUUUUGGUUUUGUAUGAAAUAAAACUUUCUAUUUUGGAGUUCAGGAUACUUUUAAAAUCUAGAAAUAAUUGAACAUUUUUUUUGGAUAUAUAUGAAUUGUGUUAUUUUGAGCUGUCGCAAUAGAUAACUGAUUUCGAUAUUAUAAAACCCUUUGUAGGGUUUUAUAGUAUUACACGUGCGUUCCCGGUGAUCUAUUCAUAUGUUUUACCUGGACUUUCAAUUAAUUAUGGAAAUGUUAUCUGAACAUUUAAUCGAUUAACAAUAUGUUUACAAAAUGCA